UGGGAGAUUUUUACAGGGAGGUGAAGAACCAAUGUGUGGGGGAAAAAAGAAAAAUAAAAUUCCUAAAAAAGAGGAUUGAAAAACACCUUAAAGAAAUAGGGUAUCUUGUGGUGGUGGGAUUUGAGACUAUGCUUUUUCCUUAAAGAUUAAAAGCGGCAGGAAGUGGGGGAAAAUGACCCAUGGAGUAAUUUUCAGCUAGAGAACCGAAGUAUGAAUGUGGUUGGGCUGCAUCUGAAAGCCCGUUGAAGCACACUGAUGCCGGGGUGUAGCAUUGUGCAUUGACCUUCCUUUCUGUAUUUUUUUUUAAUUUGAGAGUACAUUUACUAAGGGAAAGAAGUGAGCCAAGGCAGGGCUGCUGUCAGCUCACUGGAGAGUCGGAGAAAAGGGGGCCUUGGAGACAGGUUCAGAGGUUUAGCCCUGGACGAGAUACCACUGCCCAUUGCUCCCUGAUUGCAAGUCUUACACCUUAGAGUGGUCUCAGCACCAGCGCAGACCAUGUGGACCCCGGAUGAGAUUGCGAGCCUGUGUUAUGAACACUAUCGGACUAGGCUGCCCAAGCAGGGGAAGCCAGAGCCCAACCGUGAAUGGACGUUACUAGCAGCCGUAGUGAAGAUACAGCCUAUAACUGACCAGGCCUGUGACUGCCCUGACAAACAGGUGCAAGUGACAAAGGAAGUUGUCUCAAUGGGAACAGGAACGAAAUGCAUUGGCCAGUCCAAAAUGAGGAAGAGCGGAGACAUCCUCAACGAUAGCCAUGCCGAGGUCAUUGCCAGAAGGAGUUUCCAAAGGUACCUUCUCCAUCAACUUAACUUGGUGGCCGCCCUGAAGGAGGAUAGCAUCUUUGUGCCAGGAACUCAGAGAGGACUGUGGAAACUCAAACCAGACCUGUCAUUUAUAUUUUUCUCCAGCCAUACGCCCUGCGGGGAUGCCUCUAUCAUUCCAAUGCUGGAGUUCGAAGACCAGCCUUGCUGUCCUGUCAGUGAAGACUGGGCCCAUAACCCAUCAGUAGAAGCCAGUGGUAACCUGGAAGCUACUGAAGGUAAAAGAAGAUGCGAAGACCCGGACAGUCCUGUGGCCAAAAAAAUGAGGCUUGAGCCCAAGAUUCCUGCCAGAAAAGUUGCCAACGGUGAGGCUCACCAUCAGAGUUUUGGCAAUCAGGAAAAUGGCCCAGUCCCACCAAAAGUCGGCAGCUCCAAUCUCAGCUCAGAAGAACUGGCCACUGGACUGGCCCCCAGUGGUGCCAAAGUGGUGGAUGUUUAUAGAACUGGAGCUAAGUGUGUGCCUGGGGAAGCUGGAGACUCAGGAAAGCCUGGUGCCGCGUACCACCAGGUGGGGCUGCUCCGAGUGAAGCCAGGCCGGGGAGACAGGACUUGCUCCAUGUCCUGCAGUGACAAGUUGGCACGGUGGAACGUCCUCGGCUGCCAGGGGUCACUGUUGAUGCACUUCCUAGAAGAGCCCAUCUACCUGUCAGCUGUGGUCAUCGGGAAGUGCCCGUACAGCCAGGAAGCCAUGCGGAGAGCACUCAUUGAGAGGUGUCAGAAUAUCUCAGCUUUACCCAAAGGCUUCGGAGUUCAGGAAGUGAAAAUACAGCAGUCAGAUUUACUGUUUGAGCAGAGCCGCUGCGCCCUGCGGACCAAAAGGGCUGACACCCCAGGCCGACUUGUUCCUUGCGGAGCAGCCAUCAGCUGGACCGCAGUUCCUGAGCAGCCUUUGGAUGUCACUGCCAAUGGCUUUCCACAGGGAACAACGAAGAAGGGAAUCGGAAGCCUCCAGGCCAGAUCUCGAAUCAGCAAAGUGGAACUCUUUAGAUCAUUCCAGAAGCUGCUAAGCAGUAUUUCAGAGGACAAGUGGCCAGACUCCCUCAGGGUGCGGAAGCUAGAGACAUAUCAAGAGUACAAGGAGGCUGCAUCUGCCUACCAGGAAGCCUGGAGCACACUCCGAAAGCAUGCAUUUGGAUCCUGGAUCAGAAACCCACCAGAUUAUCACCAAUUUAAAUGAGAAGGGAAAGCUUGCAAAGAGCAAACUUACUGGUAGCAAGGUGUAUUCCAGCCCUUCCUGCUAGACCACCUUCUUCCUUUGUGCUGGACAAGCGUUAGCUUUUCCUGUAGCUGAAUCAGGACAAAAAGUCUGCCAUCUACCAAAGCAACAUAUCUCUUCUGUGUAAGAGGGAUGGAAUUUCGGAACAUGGAACAGUCUAUACUUGACUGAAGUAGCUCUCUGCUAAAAUGGCAUCUCACUAAUGACCUUGGCAUCUGUCCUAACCUGUGUUUUAUUCUUAAAAUUAUGGAAUAAGAAUUUUAAAUAUGAUACUUUAAAAGUGAUGCUCUGUUUUGUGUGUUCCUACAUUAAUUCAGCAAGUAUAUCUUGGGCUGAAAUGAUGUUUAAAUCUUUGUACGUUCUAGAGCUUUACCUGUCAUAGUGGACGUAUAUUUUGCACACCCAGUCUUUCUUUUGGAGAGCCACUCUGUCCUGCUCAGUGGGAAACCAUGCAACCAUAAGACUUGGUUGAACCAAACCUUAUUCCUGGCUCCAGGAAUGUGAACUAUUGAGCCCUGGACAGUCCUGGAACUAUUGCAAGACCUAUCAGGAAAGCUUCUCUCUCCUCUUGUAUCAGGAGUUGGGAGGGCCACAUAUUCUUGGAACUUUGCCUACCACAUAGAGACAACCAGCUUUACAAUGAAGGCAGCAACGAAUGAAACAGAUGCCUGAAGCCAGUGCCCACCCUGGACUUCAAUUACAGGAACAUAAAUUCCUACCGUUUUGAGUAAGCCUGUUUGAGAUGGUUUUCUGUGACUUUCAAUGGAAAGUGUUCUGUCUAAAAGACCAAAAGUCCAUAGAGUAGCCCUGGCUGGUGUAGCUCAGUGGAUUGAGCGCAGGCCUAUGAACCAGAGGAUCCCAGUUCGAUUCCCAGUCAGGGCACAUGCCUGGGUUGCAGGCCAGUUCCCAGCAGGGGACGCACCAAAGGCAACCAUACAUUGAUGUUUCUCCUCCUCUCUCCUUCCCCUCUAAAGAUAAAUAAAAUCUUUAAAAAAAAAAAAAAAAAAGUCCAUAGAGUAAAUCAGCAACAGACUUAGCAACAAGCCUAACUAACAUCUGAUAUUUAACUCUUCACCCCUUCACACCUUAAAUUAUUAUCUGACAAUUGAAGCUCUCUAUGUUGAGAUUACUCAAGGCCCUUGUCAGUUCUUCAGCAUUUUUUAUGGCUUUAAAUAUGUUUUAAUAAAAAGUUUUAUUGAGUUAUAACUCAUAUACCAUAAAAUUAACCCACACAAAGUAUACAUUUUAGUGGUUUUGGUGUAUCCAAAAAGUUGUGCAAACAUCACCACAAUCAACUUUGAAACUCUUUUGUGUUGUAAAUGUCCGGGGACAAUGUUCAGCUCCAUGCGGACACUAGCAGUACCUUCCCAUUUCCCUUCAAGCCCUUUAGCCCCAGGGCUGGCAGUAGUCCACUUUCUGUCUCCAAAUGUGCCUGUUCUGAGUAUUUCAUGUAAUGGAAUCAUACAAUACAUGGACUGGCUUCUUUCAUUUAACACAGUGUUUUGUGAUUCAUGAUGUUGUAACAUGAAUUGGUACUGUGAAAUAAAAAAUAAUAUUCAGUUGUAUGCGUAAAUUGCAUUUUGUUUAUCCAGUCAUUAGGUUUUGGACAUUUGUUUCACUUUUUGGCUAUUGUGCAUAGUACUGCUGUGAACAUUCACGUACAAGUUUGUGUGUGUGUGUUGUUACUUUUUUUUUUAAUUACAGAAGUGCCCUGGCCAGUGUGGCUUAGUGGAUUGAGUGCCGGCCUGCAAACCAAAGGAUUGCUAGUUUGAUUCCCAAUCAGGGCACAUGCCUGGGUUGCAGGCCAAGUCCCCAACUGGGUGCAUGUGAGAGGCAACCAAUGGAUAUUUCUCUC
Artibeus jamaicensis (Jamaican fruit-eating bat) is the source of this 3892-nucleotide messenger RNA. RefSeq names its product adenosine deaminase tRNA specific 1 (gene ADAT1). Gene Ontology annotation, biological process: RNA processing. The record is from RefSeq and is a predicted model, not a curated record. NCBI's taxonomy places the organism in Eukaryota, Metazoa, Chordata, Mammalia, Chiroptera, Phyllostomidae. The transcript is spliced from 10 exons. Gene Ontology annotation, molecular function: adenosine deaminase activity; RNA binding. Bases 496 to 1998 code for a protein of 500 amino acids.